AUGACACCACUGUGCGUCGUCCUGCCGAUCCUUGUCCACUUCCCGCUCGAAGGAGACUUGAGAAAAACCGAAAGGGACACGCACUGGCCAGUAUUCGUUUGCGUUCUAAUGGCGACGACGGUGCUUUCCUGCCGGCAGAGCGAAUUUCAAUGCGGCAACGGUCGCUGCAUCGCCCUGAACAAGCUGUGCAACGUCGUCGACGACUGCGGUGAUCGCAGUGACGAGCCACGACAGUGCUCUCCUUGCAACAAAACGUAUUAUGGCGACGUGGGCAAAACCUACGACCUGGAGCUUCACCGACCGAAGGAGGAUAAGGUGCCUUACAUUUGCAAGCUCACCUUUAGCGCGCCGGGUGGCGAGCUGGGCGACAUCGUUCAGUUGACGUUCGACAGCUUCACCCUGGGGAAAUUCGUGUCGUUCACCGCGGAGGGCUGUCCGGAUGGUUCGCUGCAAAUUUCGGAGGCCCAGCGACCGGACGUCGGAGGCCUCUGGUGUGGAACAUCCUUGGGUCCCGCGAUCUACUACAGUGAGACACCAACAGUCUCCAUCACGCUGAAGCUACUCAGGCUCAGCAAGGAUCAGACGGCAUUCAAUUUCGACUUCAGGAUGGCGUACAAGAUGAUCAAGAAGUCAGACGCCGUGGUACGCUACGGGAAUCCGUUCGUCGCGAUAACGCAGACGACAGGGACGCCAGCAUCAACGGAAUCAAGCGUGUCGACGUCGUCCAGCGAGUACGCGAAUAGCUCGAUAGCGAUGCCUGUACAAAUGGUGGAUCAACAGCAAUCGAGCACCGCGAAACCAGGCACAGAGCAAUACCUCGGGGACCUGAUAUCCGGCACCUACUGUUCCCGCAUAUUCAGCGACUGCGACCGGAAGAAGUGCAGGCUACAGUCGCCUAACUUUCCCGGAUUGUACCCGCGCAAUCUCACCUGCUACUAUGCGGUGAGGCAGCACGAUGUGCCUCCAGGGAAGCACGCCUUAAUUUCGGUGAGACAGCCUCGGGGUCAAUUGGUGGCCAUAAGAGCGAGGCCAGCCACUCGGGUGGAAUCAUCGCCUCCCGAGCUUCGCCUCUGGAAGGACUGCGACGUGGUUCAGUUCUGCGGAGGCGGCGAACCGGUGCCUGAGGCGACCAGCAGUGGCACGGAGAUCCUGGUCGAGUUCACCACGUCGCCUUACGGCACGUUCUUGCACCCCACGCCGCCCCACUCGCUCCACGGCUUUCAAUUAGAAGUGCAAGUAAAGUUCGUGGACGCAGACUCGCCAACGUACGCGAAGAACAAGCACUGCGAGUUCUGGCUGCAGGGCAGCGGUGGUGGUGUGCUCGCCUCUCCACGACACUCUCUUCCACGGAACAGCACGUGCUUAUACCAUCUUCGUGGCGCUGGUCCAGCGUUACCGAGUCCAACUCCACCGCGUCCUUUGCCAAAAUUUCCGGAACAGAGGCCAGGAACCGUGUGGAGGAGGCCUGCUCCGAGGCCCCCGCAACCGCAGUUCCGCGUGUGGCUGUCGAUUCUCAAGUUUCACGUGGGCACAAGUCUGACCAGUAGCGAUGAGGAUUGCUCGACGACACUUAUGGUUUGGGACGGAGAGAUGAUGCCCCUUUCAGAGUGCUACGACCUCGCAUGCGAGAAGGAGCACCAGCGUCACGGAGACAGGUCAUCGGAGCUCUCUCACCCUUUAGCUGCUCGUCCAGCAGGAAACACAACACUUUUAGCCCGCUACUGCAAGGACAAGGUACCAAGAACCUGCGACCAUGCUAUUUUGCAGAAUACCAGUCGUCCUUGUUCACUUGGAGAGAGCUUCGUUUCCAGCGGAAGCAGCCUGACCAUCGAGAUGCGGAUGGUGGAGUCGACGGCUCUCAGGCCGGUGAAUUUUCGUGCUCUGUACGAGUUCGUCGAUCUUCAUCAGGAUGGGGACCCUUACGGUAGCGGACCAUGCUCGAGGAUCUUCUACAGCCGCAAUCGGGAUCAUUAUCUGAAUCGUAGAUUUCAGGCGACCCGCGACAUCUUCCUCUACGGUCGUGGUGGCGCGAAAAAUAUCAGCUGCGUGUACCGAUUCGAGGGCGAGCACGACGAGAUCGUGAAGCUGCGGUUCAAUAGGCUGCUGAACGGAAACCGAACGUGCCGCAGCGUCUCCAGCCCCGAUUACAAUCGCCUCCUCUGCGUUGGCUCCGAGAACUUCUCCGUCAAGGUGCUCGAUCUUCCCUGGCCGAAUGCACCGCUUGUGCAACGAGAUUGCUUCUGCAGCAACCGAUCGCUGCCCAUGAACGUGAAAUCGACAUCGAAUAUCGUCGAGGUUCAUUUCACGGUUCUGUCGAUGGACGCUUUGGACGAUUACAAUAACUUGUUCUUCGAGGGCACUUGGGACUUUGUGAAAACCAACCCUUGUAUGCAGAAGAGAAGAGUUAGGGGACCAUCUGGUGAGAUUCGGUACAAGGCGCCUGUUGUGGACGAGGAUGAGAAAAACUGCGAGAAACAUCCGUGGCUGAUCGAUCCAGGCCCGAAUCAGUACCUCUACGUAAAACUCCACGGCACGAUAAUGUCAAACGCAAGCAAGUGCGCGACGAAGAACCGGAUCGUUGUGCACACAGGAGGAGCGAUCCACGUGUCAGUGUGCCCAAAACCACCUGCGGAGUCGAGGCACCACGUGGUCGAGGUUUUCAGCGACGGCUGGGCCGUCAGCAGCAACGCAAUGAUUCUGGCGCCGGGUCAGGACCCUAUCAGGACCAUUGCUGUCGAAUUUAUCAUCAAGGAGCCUGAUACAUACGUUGUUACGUGGCUCGAGCUCACCAGAAGGCCAUCGGUGACAUCAUCAGCAGGUCUCCAGAUGCCCAGGGACUGCGAACAUCGUUGUCCAGAGCUGGAUGCGUGUAUAAACGCUUCUCUAUGGUGUGACGGCAUCUCCCAUUGCCCGUCAGGUUACGACGAAGCCCUGACUCACUGUUCCAUGCUUCUGAAGCUUCCUCCGUUGCAUUUAGGCCUCGGUCUCCUCGCCAUUGUCACGAUCCUCGGCGUGAUCUUCUUCGUUAUUUGGAGGAUUUGCCGCCAGAGAGCGAACAGGUCGAUAUCUCAGCACAGAUUGAAGAGCAUCUCGUCAGAGACGGCGAUUAUCGAUGGAAAGGAAGUGAUUUGCUGA
Molecule: messenger RNA, 3135 nt
Organism: Habropoda laboriosa
Lineage: Eukaryota; Metazoa; Arthropoda; Insecta; Hymenoptera; Apidae
Exons: 14
Coding region: 1-3135 (1044 amino acids)
Cellular component (GO): plasma membrane
Molecular function (GO): protein binding
Source: RefSeq, a predicted model, not a curated record